Teleopsis dalmanni is the source of this 1417-nucleotide messenger RNA. RefSeq lists its product as uncharacterized. NCBI's taxonomy places the organism in Eukaryota, Metazoa, Arthropoda, Insecta, Diptera, Diopsidae. The transcript has 5 exons. The record is from RefSeq and is a predicted model, not a curated record. The coding region runs from base 37 to 1398 and encodes 453 amino acids.
AGAAUUUAAAUUCAAAAUCACACAACGCGCCGCAUCAUGACCUUCUACUGGUGGUCCCAUUGGUUCUGGAUAACAUUGCUAAGCAAUAUCCUAUUAUUCAUUACAAUUGUACACACAUAUCCAAGUCAAGAAAUUUCAUUAGAUUACAAUCAGAAUACCGGGGCACAGAAGACAGUCACCAAACUCUAUCAGACUACCGCAAUAUUGACAUGGGCGACCGCAACACCGUCACAAGAUAAAAAUCUGGAACAUACCACAACUCCACAGAAAACUGUAUUACAGAAUGUAACACCUUCCAUAAGAAGUGUGGAAACCUUAUUGAGCACAGAAGAUGAGACACAGAAUAAAAUAGUAGAUAAAAUCGAUUUAGAGAUCGAUGAUGAACCAAGUAAUCCAGAUAAAACUGAUAUUGAAGAUAUAACUAUGGAUGACGAUGUGGAUGCAGAAUCUGGUGAUUAUAAUAAUGGUGAUGCAUUUAAACGUUCCGCUGAAAUACAAAACAAAACAAAAGAUCUGCCAGUAGAGGAGACUAAAAGUGCAGACGACAGUAAAAAGCAGACAACAAAUAAUUUUGUCAAAGUAAAACUGCAACGUGAUGAGGCGCCUUCAUUGCUCAAUAACUACACAAAUUUCAGUAGUGCAAUAAGCACAAACAAUAAAAACAAUGCCACAUUAGAAAAUCUAGCCAAUGUGUCAAUAUCGCAACCUACAGUUGCUACUCAAGCUACUCCAGAUGCUGAUGCAGCAUCAAAACAACACGACAGUGAGAGUUCACAUUCCACGAUUGUGCAAUGGUUCAAUGUUAUGACGGCACAACUACCACCCACACUAGCCACCGCCAACAUCAAUGAGGUAACUGUGACCACAGCACAGAAGGUGGCACCUUUUACUUUAGAGAAUGCCAAUCGAGAAGAUGAGCUGCGUCGCGCUGAAACAGAACAUCGUUCACGUAAAUCAAAAGUGUUGUCAGCAGAGUAUAGAUACAAUAAUCGUUAUAUCAACUACUCAAGUGACUCAAAGAGUUUGUUGGCACGUUCAGCAUCAACGGCACCAAGUGAUUUCGAUGCUGAGGAAAGUAAUAUAUCCUCUGAAGCUUUAGCUAUACAGCGUACUUAUUUCCUAGAUGCUGGUGCAAUAUCAGCAAUCUGUUUUACGGUGUUUGGUGUUUGCUGUACAAUCGGUACCAUCGGCAUAGUGCUCUAUCGUCGUCGAUAUUUGAAUAAACCACAGGCGCUAAGUGAACCUGAUUCAAGUGUCUAUAUCGAUGAUAGCACAAUGCGUGUAAGUGAUAACUCGGAUGAGAUGUACAGCUUAGAUAAUGAUUCGUUUUUGAAUUCAUUGGAAGCGAUGACAAUACAAAAUUAUUGGACGGAUACCGUUAAACAUACAAAGCUUUAAUUUUUUUUAUAUAUAUUUU